GUGAGAGAGCAUAGAAAAUUGUGCUCUCACAUAAAAGGUGUGCAUAAAUCAAUUAUAGUGUGUCAAAAUCAUUUUUAGAAAUUAUAUACUUGUUACAUUUUUUUUUUUUUUUUUUUUUUUUUUUUUUUUUUUUUUUUUUUUUUUUUUUUUUUUUACAGAUAUAUACUUGUUACUUAGGAAAUAGAGGCUUGGAAAUACAUUGCUAUUGAGACUUGUGACUUUGUACUAACAAUGUUAAUGAAUUUUUCAGUGUUUGGCUUGGAUCAACUAUAACUAAUGCAUGACUUAUUACUUUUAGCUGCUGAAAUAGUUACUUGUAUAGUUAUAUGCUACUUGUAUGUGUUAAUGUGUAUCAAAGUCUAUGAAUUAGUGUCCACCUACAACUCCAUGGUGGCUCCACCUCUUCAAAGGACUAACGGGAUAUGAACAAAAGUAGACUCUAACAAUGUUAUUAAAUUAAAAAAAAAAAACAUUAAUUAAUGUUAUAUUUUUAUUUGUUUAUUCUAUUUGUAACUCGAUAUAUUUAGCCCGAAGGGGAUACAUAUCACGAGUUGUGAAAAUAAUAAAAGAAAUACGGAGUAAAUCUUAAUUACGUCAAUCAAUGAAUAAUUUGUUUAUAAAUUCUUAAAUUAAUACCUACUCGUAUUUAGGAUGAUAUAUUUUUUUUUUGAAUAAUAGGAUAUGAUAUUCUUUUUUUUUUAAACCUACGAUAUGACUUUUUUUUUUUUUUUUUUUUGACAUAUACAUAUGACAUUCUUAUGAAAAUCAUUAGCGUCAUAUUUCUCUUCAUUCUAUUAAAUGCAACAUACCUUCUUGACAUUAUUUAAUAUGAUCAUCAAUGUAAUAUUCAUUAUGGGUUUUUUUUUUGAGAAAGAACAUUAUGGAUUAUUAUUAGAGUGACUUGUAUAUAAAUAUAGAAACUUAAAAAAAAAAAAAAAAAGCCAUUAGUGACUCCCAUGUUCUAUGAGCAUAAGAACACCUACGGUUGCCACGUGUAUAACUGCCGUAUUACACGGGCCCGCUCAAAUUGGGUCACCAACGGGGUUUCCGUUGAAAACCAAAAUCCAAAUUAAGCUUCCAUUUUUUUUCCUCUUUCUGCUUCUCUCUCUCUCUCUCUCUUUUUUUUUUCUCCUGAAAAUUUAAUUUCAACCCAAUUUUAUUUUUUUCCCUAAUUUUCACCCAUUUUAAUUUUUAAUAAUUUUAUUGAAUUAUGGAAUUUCGAAGGUAACGCACAUUGUUGAAUUUAUAAAUAGGAUGUUGAAAUGAAGGAGCAAUCGAUGACGAGCAAAUCAGGCGAAUGUUCUUCCCAGGUACCAUCACAAGGAGAGAAUGUAACUGAUACUUCUCCUCAGGCCGGGGCAGCGGAGCUUCAGACGUCACGGUCCCGGAAUCAGGUGUUCAAGAGUGGGCCUCUCUAUAUAUCAUCCAAAGGAAUUGGAUGGACUUCUUGGAAGAAGAGAUGGUUCAUUUUGACCCGCACAUCUCUAGUCUUUUUUAGAAGUGAUCCCAGUGCAACACCCCAAAAGGGUGGUGAGGGGAAUCUAACCCUUGGUGGUAUAGAUCUGAACAACUCCGCCAGUGUGGAAAUCAAAACAGAUAAGAAGCUAUUGACCGUGUUCUUCCCUGAUGGUCGGGAUGGCCGAGCUUUUACACUUAAGGCAGAAACUUUGGAGGAUUUACAAGAGUGGAAGACAGCACUUGAGAAUGCUUUGGCACUAGCACCAAAUGCAGCCCACAGCGCAGGACAAAAUGGGAUUUUAAAAAGUGAGCAAGUUGAUGAUGUUAAUGGUGCUGCUGAUCAACAUACUGAUGGGCCACCUGGAAAAUCUAUGGUAAUUGGUAGGCCAAUUUUACUUGCUUUGGAAGAUAUAGAUGGAUCACCUUCUUUCUUGGAGAAAGCUCUGAGAUUCAUUGAAGAUCAUGGAGUCAAUGUUGAAGGAGUUUUGCGGCAAGCUGCAGAUGUAGAUGAAGUUUAUCGCCGUGUUCGAGAAUAUGAACAAGGGAAAACUGAGUUCUCCCCAAGCGAGGAUGCUCAUGUCAUUGGCGAUUGUAUUAAGUAUAUCUUAAGGGAAUUACCAUCUUCUCCAGUUCCAGCAUCUUGUUGUAAUGCACUGCUAGAAGCAUUUCGAAGUGAACGAAGUAACAGACUUAAUGCUAUGCACACGGCAAUACUUGAAACAUUUCCGGAGCCAAACAGACAAUUACUGCAGAGGAUUCUCAUGAUGAUGCAAAAAGUGGCUUCCAAUAAGGCAGUAAAUCGGAUGAGCACAUCUGCAGUGGCCGCUUGUAUGUCUCCUUUGCUUCUGCGACCCCUUCUUGCUGGUGAUUGUGAACUUGGAGAUACACAAAUGGAUGUGGCUGGAGAUGGUUCUUUCCAACUUCUUCAAGCAGCAGCAGCAGCAAACCAUGCUCAAGCUAUCAUUAUUACUCUACUGGAUGAAUAUGACAAAAUUUUUGGGGAAGGUUCGAUGUCGGACAGUGGAUUGUUCUCUGACUCAGAUGAGAGUGGAAGCGGGACAGAGGAGGCCAGUGAUGAUGAAAUGUAUGAAGAUGAUGAUGAUUAUAUUGAAGAUGAUGAUCAUGAAGAUGCAUCAGAUCACGAUGAAACAGAUGAUGAUUAUGAGCAUUCAGCAUGUGAGACGUGUAGUGGCAGUGGUGACCAUGGAGAGAGUGAUUCUUACGAUGAUAAGCAUAGUGAAAGGUCCAGUUCAUAUUCAAGGUCUCCUGAACAAGUUCAUGAUUUUCUAGCAAGCCAGAGAUCAUCAUCAGCUUCACCUCGUACUCCAGAAUCUCAGCAAGAUAAUCUCCACAUAGUUGACAAAAACACGAAAAGAAAUAAUGAUACAUCAGUGGCUAUUGCCGACUCUACUAAAAUGCAUCGAGAUAUUCCAGCAGAGACAAGUUCCUUAAAAGAGUCUGAUAGUUUAAGUCCACAAAGAGGCACCAAAAUGUCAGCAACUAAGGUCCUUGGGUCCUCACAAUUCAGACGUCAUAGGUGGGGAAGAACAUCGGCAAAAAAGAAUCUUUCCAUGGAAUCAAUAGAUUUCUCACUUGAAGAUGAAAAUGAAAUCCAACGACUUGAGGCGACAAAGCUUGAACUCGAAAAUAGAAUUGAAGAGGAGGCUAACAAUAACGCAAUUCUACAAGCAAGUUUGGAGAGACGUAAAAAAGCCCUGAAUGAACGUCGCUUAGCUCUUGAGAAAGAUGUGGCUAGGUUGCAAGAACAGCUACAAAAGGAAAGAGAAUUAAGAGCAGCGUUGGAAGCCGGAUCUGUGUUUGAUAUCUCCCAAUUGCCUGUCUCUGUCAAUGAUAAGACAAAGGUUGAGCUUCAGAAAAUUUCUAUAGCCGAGGAAAAUUUUAGUAACUUGAAGCAGAGGCUUGAUGACAUUGACGCAGAGCUUAUUCAUCAACAUGAGCAGACUGCAUCCCAUUUGCAGGAUAGUAAUAAUAAAGUACAAGACUGUUUAAAUAAAGGGAAUAUGUUGAUAUAUAACAAGGACAAUGAAAUGAAAGACGAGUUACAUCAUGUCAAAAUACCGAGUAAAAUUGAGGGACAGCAGAGCUACAUGGAUGACAUUGAUCGGAAAAAUGCAUCAGCAAAGGGACGGCAGAAUUAUAAAUUGGACGGAACUGAUCGUGAUAAUGAUAGAAAAAAUGAAUCCUCAAAAAGUAAUCAACCAAAUGAUUUAUCAAGAGAUAUUUCCAAAUUGGGAUUGCUUCCGAAUAAUGUUUCAUCAACGGAAGCCCCUAUCCCCAAAUCUUAUACCUCUAGUACAAAGAGGACGAGUUCAAAGGGCGAGGGAAGCAGCUCUACCACCUCUGCACUGUCCAAACUGACAACCCGGCUCAACUUCUUGAAGGAAAGGCGUACACAAAUCGCAACUGAGCUCCAAAGCAUUGACAAAUGCCGAGGAUCAUUAACCCAAUCCAUCCUAAGCCCUGGGAAGGGAAAAGUUCCAGAACCUAUCCACACAGUCCAUACUCCUGACAAAAAUCAAGGUCCUGAGGGUAACUUCUCGAGGAACCCUGAAGAUCGUGUGUAUCAAUCAUCACAUAGUUCAGGCAAGGGUUCUGCAACAGAAGUUGAUAACAGGGACAGCAACAAAAAGACUGAUAAUAGGGAUAUUGAUAAUAAGGGUUUAAGCUCAAAGUCAGAUGCUUCAUUGCCACAGAAUCAGCAGCAACCCGAUAAAUAUAAAUCAGAAGGAGGACAAUCCUCAUCAAAAAAAUCAGAUAAAGGUCGACGACAAGAUGGUCAGCAAUCUAGUACCUCCAGGACACUAUCCAGAUGAUUAGUAGUCCAGAAAUAUGGCGGUUUUCUAUUCUUUGACAGUCAUUCAACAGGAUUUUUCAUUUUAUGUGACUCCAUCAUGCUUAUGAUUAGAAUCAGAUUGAUAGAUUAGUGUAUACUUUAUAGUGGUGACUUCAAUACACAGUGUCCAAACCACAUUGAACCCUCUUUGUACAGAACCACAGGUGGCUGACUUUUCUUACAGUAGAAAUUGGGAAAUUCUGAUUUUAUAAAAUUAACGUUUCCAUUUUACCAA
Chenopodium quinoa (quinoa) is the source of this 4547-nucleotide messenger RNA. Its product is annotated as rho GTPase-activating protein REN1-like. The record is from RefSeq and is a predicted model, not a curated record. Gene Ontology annotation, biological process: signal transduction. The coding region runs from base 1263 to 4292 and encodes 1009 amino acids. Lineage: Eukaryota; Viridiplantae; Streptophyta; Magnoliopsida; Caryophyllales; Amaranthaceae. The transcript has 25 exons.